AUGAAAGCCUUUACUAGUCUGCCAAAAAUACCCUCUGGGAGAGGCAGAGACAAAUCCAGCAUUCAGUGUUUUGAGUUUUUCGGUAAAAACCUCUAUAUUGGGACCAAAGAGGGAGCCGUGGAGCAUCUGACUGGAAAUAUAGUGAGCGGUGAAGGAAGUCUUGCUGUGCGGGAGGUGGAGAAGAGACAGAUGGGCUGAAGUGGAGCCAUCGGCCAGCUGACGACAGUCCCUAUUCUGAAUCAUCUCUCGGUGCUGUGGGACGCUUCUGUCACAGUGUUUAACACGUUCUCGCUUAAACCCAUUUCUACCCCGAGGAGAAUCCAGGACAUGUCACCUUUCUGCAUCCGCGAGUCAGCGGUGCAGAUGCGAUCUGUUUCUGUGAAGCUUUUCAUAGCCAACAGCCAAAAAAUUGCAGUGAACAUUUAUAAGGUGUGUGGGGACAGAUGGGAGUGUUUGAGACAGGUGGUUUUUUUCUCACAAAUCCGUGGCUCUGGCUGUGCAGGACUUGUCUGUGUGGCCACUUGUGACAGAUAGUUUCUCCAUGACUAUCAGAGCCAAACCACUCUCAACCUUUUCCCGUGGCCUGGGAAAACAAAAUAUCAAAGAGAAACAAAAUAUGGAAAAGGGGAAUUCAUUUCAAAUGGGCCAGGAUGUUUGGGCAUGUUUGUGAUGAAGAAAGGCACAUCUCAGCAUGCUCCUCUGUUCAUUCGCGCGAUUCGCGCCGCAACUUUCAGAUCAUGUAAAAGUCUCAAUUUCGAAAAAUGGACCCAUAAGACUGCUUUGUUGUCCAGGGACACAUAUGUGCUAGCUCUAAAACAUCAGACCGUUCAUAUCUACAGCAUGCUGGAGCAAACGGUUAGUAUACAAAGUGGCAAAUUUCUCGUCCUUACAAGAGGCAUUUUCGUUGUGGCUGAGAAAGAGAUUCAUCGCCUGUCACCGGUUCCCCUUGAGUAUCAAAUUCAAGAUCUAGUUAGCAGAGAGAGAGUUGAUGAAGCUCUUACACUGCUGGACGGAGUUCAAGAUUGAGGAUUAAGUACUGAACUGAUAUGUGAUCUCUAUGCCACUGGGAUGAUACAAUUCUACAGGACGGGUUCUGCGGAUGCAAAGGAGCUUUUCAUGUAAGUAUAAGUGAACCCAAGGGAAAUGAUUAGAUUUUAUCCAGACAUGCCUGUGGCGAGUUAAGAUUUCACACCUCAGACAACAGCAGUCAGCAAUGCCAAGGAUCUCUGGACCUUAAGACGAGACGACCGGCCAACAUUUCAGCAAUACCUCAACUUCUUGGACGACUUCUUGAGAGAAGUCAGGCCAACCGCUUAUGCCUAAACCUGUCUUCAGGAUAUCGACUCAGCGCUUUUAAAGCUGUUUUUGGAACAAGAGAAACUGGACCAGCUUGUGUCGUCUAAAAAUAACUGUAACCUUCCGAUGUGUGUGCCUGACCUGGAGCAGCGCAGAAGGAGAGAAAUAUUGAACCUGAAACUACAGCAAUUACGUUGGCAAUCUUCUGUUUAUAAUGCUGACAUCAUAUAUAAGUACAUAAAGUCCUCAAAUCUUCAUGUGGAGUAAGCUUUCUUGCUUGAAAAAUCUGGAAAACACAAAAAGGCACUGCAGGUUUUGGCCUAUAUAGAACAAGACCUGUAUUCGGCCGAAAGUGACUGUAGGAGGACCUCUGCUGGACAAGAUAAGGAUUUUACCCACCCUUUUUUUCUCACCCUCCUUCAGGUCUUCCUCGAGUCCACACAUCAAGUGAUCCCUGCGGUGGACCUGCUGGGCAAAAAUGCAGCGACUUUUGACUUAGUCAGCGUGCUGCGGCUUCUGCCGGGUUCAUGGUCUUUAAAGUUGGUGCUGUGGUUCCUGUGCGAUUCACUGAGAGGAACACUGCAUGAGAAGAGAAAAAGGGGUCUGGAGAGGAGCCUAGCCAAGGUGAAACACCUAAGAUAGAAGCAUGCCUCGGUGAACCGCUCUCGACUCGUGAAAAAAAUCUGAGUGGAUGGAGGUUGUGUUUGCAGCCACAGCCAGAAACGUCUCACGGGUCCGGAGUUCCUGCGAAGGCCAACGGGAGAGCUAACACACACAUCCUGUCAUGUUGGAGAAAGCAUUCAAUACAUAACAGAGAUGGUCUUAUUCACAUGUACACUUCAUACAUGUUCUUACAAUAUUUAAGGCACAGUUCACCCGAAAAUAAAAAUUAU
Molecule: messenger RNA, 2189 nt
Organism: Triplophysa dalaica
Lineage: Eukaryota; Metazoa; Chordata; Actinopteri; Cypriniformes; Nemacheilidae
Product: transforming growth factor-beta receptor-associated protein 1 homolog
Biological process (GO): vesicle-mediated transport; autophagy; endosomal vesicle fusion
Cellular component (GO): cytoplasm; membrane
Source: RefSeq, a predicted model, not a curated record